AAUAACCUAAAAACGAACCCUAACCGCGCUCUCGGUGAUCCCAUCCCAACAGCUAACCGGACUUGCACGAAAGCUCCAGCCUCCUGCAUCUUCAUCAGGAGCAACAAAUUGAGAAAAUCAUUAAAUUAUUAGCUUGCAGAACGAAGUUAUGUUGGAGAAGGAAACAAACCCAACAAACCCAAAUUUUAAUAAGUCAACUGGCUUACCUCGAAAGCGAUUCUAUCGAGCUCGAGCGCACAGCAACCCACUAAGCGAUUCUCACUUCCCUGUUCCAGUCUCCCCUUCUCAUGUUGAAUAUUCCCUUCAUUAUCCUCACUUCUUUCCCUCAUCUGAUCAAAUGAAUAAUUCAAAAAAGAUCCAGUUUGCGGAUAUUGGUUGUGGUUUUGGUGGGCUUUUAAUUAGUCUUUCAACCCUUUUUCCUGAAACCCUAAUGAUUGGAAUGGAACUCAGGGAUAAAGUGUCAGAAUAUGUCAAAGAACGAAUUUCUGCUUUGAGGGUGUCAAAUCCAGGUCAAUACCAAAAUAUCUCAGUGGUUCGAACUAAUUCCAUGAAGUACAUUCCGAAUUACUUUGAGAAAGGACAACUUACAAAGAUGUUUUUCUUGUUCCCUGACCCUCACUUUAAGGAGAAGAAUCAUCGUCGUAGAGUGAUCAGUCCACAUUUGUUAGAUGAGUAUGCUUAUGUUCUUGGCAUUGGAGGGAUUAUAUACACAAUUACAGAUGUGGAGGAGCUAGGGGACUGGAUGAAGUCUUGUUUAGAAAGUCAUCCAAUGUUUGAACCACUUACGGAGGAAGAGCUUGAAGCAGAUCCAGUGGUAAAGCUCUUGAGUUGUGCAACCGAGGAAGGACAAAAGGUUGCUCGGAAUGGAGGACAGACAUUCCAAGCAGUUUUCAGACGCAUUGUACCAACUUCAUAAUACAAUGAAAAUGAUAUGCCCAGGUUCAGUCAUUCAAGAUGUUUAGCUUGGUAAAGUAGUAGAAUUGUAGUUGGUUACUCAGUUUACCAUCAGAAGUCAGAAGUACUCUUAUUGUGAAUCAUUUGCCUUUUGAAAUGUUUGAGUGGUCGAUUGGCCAUGUAUUUUUGUUAUUUGAUCAUGGAAGCUCUACAGAGAUGUAUACUUUACAUUAUUUUAUUUCAGUUUUUUACCACAGUUGGGUAUGAAUUUUUAUCCUGGAUUUUCAUGAAAAUUUAUGAUGUGGAUCCAUCUGUAAGUGAA
Messenger RNA from Pistacia vera, 1216 nucleotides. RefSeq names its product tRNA (guanine-N(7)-)-methyltransferase. Gene Ontology annotation, molecular function: tRNA (guanine(46)-N7)-methyltransferase activity. The coding region runs from base 149 to 916 and encodes 255 amino acids. Gene Ontology annotation, cellular component: tRNA methyltransferase complex. Gene Ontology annotation, biological process: tRNA methylation; RNA (guanine-N7)-methylation. The transcript has 2 exons. Lineage: Eukaryota; Viridiplantae; Streptophyta; Magnoliopsida; Sapindales; Anacardiaceae. The record is from RefSeq and is a predicted model, not a curated record.